Messenger RNA from Labeo rohita (rohu), 1425 nucleotides. Its product is annotated as RING finger protein 223. NCBI's taxonomy places the organism in Eukaryota, Metazoa, Chordata, Actinopteri, Cypriniformes, Cyprinidae. Bases 322 to 966 code for a protein of 214 amino acids. The transcript is spliced from 2 exons. The record is from RefSeq and is a predicted model, not a curated record. Gene Ontology annotation, molecular function: ubiquitin protein ligase activity. Gene Ontology annotation, biological process: protein ubiquitination.
CAUUUCUAUAGCGAGUGCUGAAAGAGAGUGGAUAAAUUGAGGCAGGUGAGAGUGGACACGAGACACUGAGAAGGAGCGCGGCAGGCACCGGCAGCCCACCUGCGUUCAGCUCCACUUUUAACAGACUCCUAAGAGGAGGACAUUACAUUAUCAAGAGGAUUGCUGACAGCUCCAGAGCUGAUAAUGCAUUUGUGUCCUUAGGGAGGCAAAGUGAUGAGAAGAUAAAAGAGGAAUCACUGGAACAGGGAUAACACUAGAGCUCAAGUUAUCAGAACAGUGAAUCCACACGAGGAAGAGAGAGGAAGACCAUAUUCCUUUGAGAUGGAGCCGAGCCCUGUGGUGUGGCACACACAGGUGGUCCCGCUAGAAAUAGACCUGGAGAGGGCUAACUCUCAACCUGAGUGCUCCAUCUGCUUCACCACCUACGACAACGUCUUCAAAACGCCGAAACAGUUGGACUGCACUCACACCUUCUGCCUCGAGUGCCUUUCCCGCAUUAUGGCCACCUCCAUGGACCCCCAAAACUCUAAAAUCUCCUGCCCCUUCUGUCGGCAUCCCACUACCGUUCCAAAAAAGGGGCCUCCAGCUUUGACCACCAGCCAGGAGGUGCUGUGCCGCUUGCCCGUCCACCAGCAGCAUGAGGAGCCCGUGUGGCUGGAUGGGGACAGGCUGUGCUACAAGCAGCCAAUAGACAUUCCAGGCGUGCCAGCGUUCUGCAUCUGUGUCGAUAUUGGGGCCAGUGGACGAAAUGCCGUAUCUGCUACCCAAACUCAACCACGACUUGGGCUUCUGGAUCGGCUGAUGGACUGUAAGCGUUUGCUGCUUUUUAUAUUCCUCUCGGUGCUCCUGAUGGGAAUCAUUAUGUGGCCCUUGCAGUGCAUUGUUACGACGGGCUCCAUGCGUUGUGCAUCCCAGAACUUGCAGAUGCCUACUACCACACCUUCUACUACCACAGUCAAUCUAUAAGUGAGAUAGACAUGUCUAGUUUACAUCCAUACCUCCUUGCUAAGCCUGCUGGGUGCUAAAGGAGUAAAUUCAAGCAGCAGGACUGUGGUAAAGACUGAAGAACUGUAUCAGUAUCAUCUCACCUUAUGUGAAAACUGAUCAAAACAACAUUUGUACAUAACAAAAGCAAAAGUGAUACAGUCACAUUAGUGCAAUUUUGGGGAUAUUUUGAAGGCCAAAAAGCUCUAUUGUCAAUAGUGAAUUUGCAUUACCAACAUGAAGUUUUUUGGAGAACUCCAGAUUGUGCAUAUUUAUAUUGAAAUGACUGCAACAUAAUCCAAAGAAAACAUGUGAAAAUGUUUUUUACUUGUACUUUUAUACAUGUUUUAUUUGAUUGUAUUCCAUUCCAUAAAAGUGUAUUUUGUUUACAAAAAUAAAAACCGUUGCUGUAAACCGCACAAGGAAGUUCAAGGAAUAUUG